AUGGAACAGCAGAACAUCACCAAUGUCAAGCGCGCCUACAGAUGUGGCAGCUGUGGCGGCAGCUUCGUCUCACUCAUGGCCCCCGUCGUCCCACUUGAAUCCCAGCCCACAGGACCCAUUGAUGUCAACCAGGCUUUCUUGUUGGUGUGGCUUGGCUCUGCCCAGAACAUCCCUGGUGAUGGCACCUAUGCGCCCAUCCUGGCCUGGUCCUUGACUGGCAGCCUGAACCUCGCUGCUGGCCCUGUUGUUGUGACCACUGGCAAGUACAUGGUGGCCUUUGCCUCGCAGUAUGAAGUUGGCGCUGCUGUCACCUUUGCUGCGUUGGGCGCCAACAACGCUGGCCAGCGCUCCAUCCAGAUCAUUCUCAAGCGCAGCACCAACACCUACAUCAUCAUGCAGGACACCAAGCAGCCAUCAGCCAACUUGGCGAUCCCCAUGGUCCUCUACACACAGACCCUUGGCAACUUCAUCACUGGUGAUGAGAUCUGGGUGCAGGCCUCGCAGACCAGCACCGUUGCCCUCCCGCUGGCCAUUGGCGUGGCCACCAAGUUCCACGUUCAGCCCUGUAAUGGAGCCUCCACUGCCUAA
Acanthamoeba castellanii str. Neff is the source of this 588-nucleotide messenger RNA. RefSeq lists its product as uncharacterized. The record is from RefSeq and is a predicted model, not a curated record. Bases 1 to 588 code for a protein of 195 amino acids. Lineage: Eukaryota; Discosea; Longamoebia; Acanthamoebidae. The transcript has a single exon.